GCCCGUGUUAGCUUUGCUGUUCAUCCCUCCGGGGUUGAUGGAAGAAAGUACCAGUCAGAUACUGAGGUCGUCGAUAACGACUUCAUCACAUCCUCUCGAAAUUGCUAGCCUUAUGCCUACAUCACAAACAAUUAUUAUUAUCCUCUCUCUCUCUCUCUCUCUCUCUCGUAAACCCUCUUCCUCGUCUUCCGGAAGAUCUUCCAGCAGACUAGGGUCUGCUGCUAUUCAUAGCCAUUCGAAGAAGCGAAAAGAAGAACAACACACAUGAACACAAACUCACAUGCACAUAUACACACACUCACGCGCGCGUUCACAUGCACACGCUUUCGCGCGGGCGCUAAUGCUCACAUACGCGCACACACACACACACACGCGCGCGCACUUACGCACGCAUGCACAGACUAAUUCCUAUUGCGGUCACAUUGUGAGGGUUCAUUACAAUAUUCGGUUUGAAUAGCAAACCGAUCCCUGUCUUCUUCCGUGGAUCACCACAGGGUGCUCGCUCCAUUGGCCAGCUCUCGCCGAUAACGGAGGCUCUACGCAGUUGUCUGAUGUCCUUAAAAUAGCAGCCGAAUCUCCCUAGAAUUACAUCGCAUUGUCUUAAAAACAAACGAAGGACUUUGUGGAUAAUAUAGUCCUACUAGCUACACACUGUCUGAUUGAAUUGAAUAAGAAACAGGAUGGAUGGUCACGAUUGGAACGUGUUGAUUAUACGUCUGGUCAGUGCUGGCCCGGGACUUAACAACAGCAGUAUAUAAUAUUCGAUUUUCAUGAAAUAGCAGCUAGAUCCCCCUCAAAGUACACCGUUUUUGUCUUAAAAAAAAAAAGAAAGCGCACUGAAUAAUGUAGUCUUAAUACUGAGUAUAAUAAGAAAUAAAGAAAAAACGGGAUGGUCACGGCUGGAAUAUCCUGAAAAUAAAUCCGGCUUGAUCAGACCUGGCCUCGGGCUAAACGGCAGAGGAACAAUAACAGGAAGGACAUAUUGGAUGAUGUGUAGUCGCAGAUGACACACGGUCUGAGUGAACUGAGACGGGACGUUCACGGCUGGAACGUCUUUGAUCGUAGAUAUUACUUAACCAGAGCUGACCCGGGGUUGAACAUGUCGCAACACCAAAUAACCGGCCAGUUUUCCUGUCAAGGAACCUCUCACUAAUUCGGAUCACAUAAAGAAAAUUCUUCAUACACUGAUGACUGACAACUAAGAGAGAAAGUACUUCGACACAAGUUAAUUCAACAACAGAAAAACGAAGAAAACAAAACCACCCCAAGAAAACAAAACCCAAAAACAACAACAGCCUAACAAAGCAUUUAACAGAAACAAAUUCAUGGAGAUGGAAAUAGUCUCAGACGAUGAUGCCUGUGGUGCUAAUAACUCCCAUAACACGGUACGCCGUAUUAUGUCAGAAGGAAUUUUACAAAAUGAUGAUGGCGAUACAGAAAAGUUUGACCCUUACCGAGCCCUCGAAAGAUCCCAGUCUGAUGCAUCUCUAAUUCAGAACUUUGAAAGUGGAAUAUCUUCGUCUGUUGAUACAACAGAUGACGAAACUGUUCGUGUUAGAAAUGUUGGACAUAAGGUAUCCGAGUGCUCUACCGUGUAUUACGACUUAUCGAAAGCCGUAGAAUGUGAAGUCAGCAAAACGCAGAAAGGCCGUCCCCGCACCCCACGUGCUCUGGAAACUAUUCCUCAAGAUGAAGAGCUGCAAAUUGAAAAACCCGUUAAAAACUUCUCCCGCUCUAUUAGCAGUGAAAGUUCAUCUAGCAUUUACGAAGACAGCGGGACGACUUUCACACAGAAGCUGUGUAAGGAAGAGAAGAGUUACAGCUUUUCUUCUUCGUCUUUGUCAUCAACGUCUGUAAAAUUUACCAAAGGUGGUCAGCAGGAGCAGAUCGUUACAAAGAGCAAAACCACGCUAAAAUCUACCAUGCAGACAUUCUCGCAGGAACUGAGAAACAAAAUUCACGUUUUACACAUUGGCUCCACACCGGAACAGAUCGCUGCUCUUCGAGAGAUGCUUGCCUUAAUUGAGAAUGCUUGGUCGACACCUGUUCAUGGUCGAGAUCUUGCCUAUGGCCUCUGUGACAUCAUUCGCCAUGAAGGUGCCCUCGAAAGGAUUGUUAGCAAUUGUGGUUCCUCAAACAAAGACUUGUUGCGAGCAUCUGGCCGAGUGUUAGAACAAAUCAUGACAACUGAAAACCGAGAAGCCGUGGCCAAAAUCGGUCUUGACACGGUGGUGAAAAUGACUUACAAAACCAAAAAUAUGUGUGAUAUGGCUCGUACUUCGACCGGAAUACUUGAAAGUUUAUUCAAAACUUCUGAGAAUACGUGUGGAGAAGUGAUCAAGCUUGGUGGAUUAGAUGUUGUGCUUCAUUGGUGUCGGUACACGGACAGAAUGACCCUACGUCAUUGCGCUUUUGCCCUUGCUAAUUUAGCCUUGUAUGGAGGGCCUGAGAAUCAGGAGCUGAUGAUAAAACACAAAGUCGCUGAAUGGCUGUUUCCUUUAGCGUUUAAUGACGAUGACAGCAUUCGUUACUAUGCUUGCCUCGCCAUUUCAGCCCUUGUUUCUAACAAAGAGAUCGAAGCUGCUGUAAUCAAGUCUGGUACCAUGGAACUUGUAUUACCUUUCAUUGAAAACCACACCCCUACUGAAUUUGCCGAAAGUGAUCAAUCUCACCAGCAUGGAUGUUUUUUUAGUUUCAUGUUUCCAAAUUCUCCUGAUUCUCGUUAUUUAUAUUCUAUGACUGUUGGCUCUGCGAAAGCACUAAAGCAUAACCAGUUUGUAUUCUGGCGCUGUGUUAUGUCUAUAGGGUUUACUGAAUAUGCAGACCGCUUUGAAGACUGCCGAGUGGACGGUGACCUUCUGUUGGUCAUCUCUGAGUAUGACCUUCAAGACAGCAUUAAGAUGACUCCCAGCAUCACCCGAAAAAGAUUUAUCAGAGAAUUGAAACAGUUGAAAACUACCGCAGAUUAUUCAUCGUGUGACAACACUCGGUUGAAUGACUGGCUACGAGAAAUCUCCGAAGAGUUUUCGCUCUACACCUAUCAGAUGCUGCACUGUGGUAUUGACAAGACAGUGCUGCCGACGGUGAGCGAGGACGAGCUGGAGAGGGAAUGCUGCAUCACCAACAGUAUUCAUCGGCGAAAGAUAAUGGACCAUAUCAAAAUGUUAACAAUGCCAAAUUCACAGUUUACCACCAUAGAGGAAGACCCAAGCGACAUACGCCGGGUACAAAAGAAAAUCGAUGUGUUUAUCAGCUACAGAAGAUCAAAUGGUUCACAACUCGCAAGUUUACUUAAGGUUCACUUACAACUCCGAGGGUUUUCAGUUUUCCUUGAUAUAGAGCGGCUACGAGCGGGUAAAUUCGAUGUAGGUUUGCUAAAGAGUGUACAAAAAGCCAGAAAUUUCAUCCUCGUCCUCACACCUCAAGCCUUAGAUCGUUGUAUUGGUGAUAACGAGAGGAAAGACUGGGUCCACAGGGAAAUUGCCGCAGCGUUAGAACACAAGUGUAACAUAAUUCCUUUAAUGGACAAUUUUGACUGGCCUCCUUGUGAGAAGCUUCCAGAAGACAUACGUUCUGUCACAUGUUUUAAUGGAGUCAGGUGGAUUCACGAUUACCAAGAUGCCUGUGUUGACAAAAUCGAACGGUUUUUACGAGGUGACGUGAAUGUGAAAAGGGGACAGCUUCAGUCCUUAAGUAAUCAGGGAUCGUUUGAAGACCCAGUAAUGGCACAGUUCAAGUGGAGCAGCAGCAGCAGCAGCGAGAAUGAUUCCCCACCAAAGAAUUCCCCAAGUUAACUAAGAUCUUUUACCUAACCGUUUCUUUGUAAAUAAAUAAAUAUGUAGGUAUAUGUAUGUGUGUAUGAACAUAUAUAUAUAUGUUCAUAUAUUUGUAUAUAUAUUUGUAUAUAUAUGUGCAUAUAUA
Messenger RNA from Octopus bimaculoides (California two-spot octopus), 3921 nucleotides. Its product is annotated as NAD(+) hydrolase sarm1. NCBI's taxonomy places the organism in Eukaryota, Metazoa, Mollusca, Cephalopoda, Octopoda, Octopodidae. Gene Ontology annotation, cellular component: dendrite. Gene Ontology annotation, biological process: signal transduction; response to axon injury; negative regulation of MyD88-independent toll-like receptor signaling pathway. The record is from RefSeq and is a predicted model, not a curated record. Gene Ontology annotation, molecular function: protein binding; NAD+ nucleosidase activity; signaling adaptor activity.